Brassica napus (rape) is the source of this 1152-nucleotide messenger RNA. Its product is annotated as putative F-box protein At1g57580. The transcript has a single exon. The record is from RefSeq and is a predicted model, not a curated record. Bases 22 to 738 code for a protein of 238 amino acids. Lineage: Eukaryota; Viridiplantae; Streptophyta; Magnoliopsida; Brassicales; Brassicaceae.
CAGAUCCGAGUGACUCAUAUAAUGGGAACAGACUAUGAAAGUAGGCAUAAGUUUGAGAUCUACGGUGGAAACUCAUGGAGACGUCCGAAAACGACGCUUACUUGUCUCUCAAGUUUUCCACUGAAAACACCUGUUUACUUGGACGGGUCUCUUCACUGGCUGAGAAACGACGGAAGCAUCGUGUCUUUCAAUCUCGAAACAGAGCAUGCACGACUUAUUCCCAUCAGUUUUCCUCGGGGAUUGAGUUUAAAAACGCUAAUCACCUUAGGUAAUAAUGGACUAACUUUGAUAUCGGCAACGGAGGAAUACAUUUAUGUUUAUUCCCUUGAGAACAUUCUCCGUGAUCCUAAGUGGGUUUUUGUGAAGAAAAUCCAAAACAUAAUGAUGGACAAAAAGAAGCUUAGUUAUUGGAACGUAGAGGCUUACGAAGGCAAGUGUUUAGUGUUGAGGGAGGAUAGGGCGAAGGAAGAAGAACCACUUCUUUGCGACCAUGUGGUUCAUGUGUACGACUUGAGUACUAACACGUGGGUAGUCAUGGGUUCGAUUCCAGGGUGGUGUAGUGUAAAUCACGAUUUUUUUCAGUUCACACCGUCGACUUCGUAUGUAGUGGGACUUGAUGAGAUUUUGCCUUGGGAUGGCGGACGCAUCUCCUCUCUAAGCACUAUUAUGGCACUGAUUGAUGGAAGCUCAUCAGAAAAUGUGGAAAAACAACUUAGGAAACGAUCAGACAGGACAUAGUUUUUUUUUUCUGAGCAAAGUGCUAACAAGAAAAGAAGAGUGGUGUGAACAAAUCCGUAUCAUUUGAGGAACAUGUUGCGUCUUAAUUUGGCUAAUGGAUACUAUUUUAUGCUUUCUACUGUUAUGAUUGUGUGCUUGUUUAAAAAUUGAAAGUAUAUAUCAAUCAGUUUGCUUAGAAUCACUCAAACAACCAAAACCUUCAACAUUACAAUAGCCAACGGUUGUUCAAAUUUCCCAACAUAUAAAAUGGUUCAAAUCGUGUUUUAGUUGUAAUAGCCGGUAAACCGGACUGAUGUAAACGAUAUAAUAAAAGCGAAGUUAAGGAAAUAGACGAAUAUAGAAAACGAAUACGAGAACGAUAAGAAACCGUAUUCGCAACGAGACAUGGAGGCGAGAUAUGAUCUCUUUCCUUAA